Rotaria socialis is the source of this 12057-nucleotide messenger RNA. NCBI's taxonomy places the organism in Eukaryota, Metazoa, Rotifera, Eurotatoria, Philodinida, Philodinidae. The record is from the annotation of a GenBank genome assembly.
AUGCAACCACCAUGUGCUCUCUGCAGUACAUUACUACCAAUAUUGGAGAAAUAUGCCUCAUUAGAAUUAAUUGAAGCAAUAGAUCUUCAAAAAGAUGACAUAUGCACAUUUGUUUCAUAUGUUAGUAAUUGGCCUCAAACUCGGUGUGCAUGUUUAUGUCGUGAUGCCACAACCAUAGAACGUUUUUCGUCUCUAGUUGAAUGGUUAUUGCUCUAUGUAAUAAAUUUAUUACAAACAUUUACAAUCGCGGAGAGUUUACCCGAUGAAGACAUUUCAAAUCAAUUAAAUGAAUCAGAUUCAUUGACACAAAUAUGCAGUAUCUUAACAACAACAGAUCAAGAGCAACAACGCCAAUAUCGCCAAUGGACAUUAGAAGAAAAAGAACGUCUAUUAUUAUGUGUCGCUCGUUGUUUUACACUUAAUCUACCUAUAUAUUCAGCUGCACAUCGCAAUCCAUCAUUGGCACAUCAUGUUGCCUAUUAUCAAAUGCAACAUGCAUCAGCUGAUUUUAAAACAUUUCUCUCAUCAUAUUGUCAUUUAAAUUUAUCAUCAAAUCAUGCUAACGGAAAUAAUGAUUCUCAUCAUGUAUCACUUUAUUUAUAUAGACAAAUAUGUUCAUUUUGUGAGAAUCGUGGUUUGAUUGUUAUACGGCAAGUAUUCGAAUCAGCGAAAAAUACUCGAAUGUUACCAUUAUCAAUCGCUCAUGCAUUAUUUGUUAUUUUAACUAAUUUACGGCAUCAUCUAAAUAUAGACAUAAUAAAGAAUUUUCUUCUACCAAUUCGGCCACAUGCAAUACGUUAUAUGUGUUUAUUAUCUGAUAAUGAAUUACGUUUAUGUGGACAAAAGAAUACGAAUGACUUACUAUAUGCGUCAUUAAAAGAUUUAUUUUUAACAACAACAUUUCGACAACGUUCAACAUCAUCAACCAGCGGCCUAUCGCCAUAUAAUCCAAAGCAUCAUCAUACAAUACAAUUUCAACGUUAUCAUUUCGAUCGUUUAAUGUUAACAUUGGCCUUAAAAUAUUUAACAUGUUCAACAUUAACAAUACGUUUAACCGGUUUAUCGCAUAUAACAAAUCAAAUUCAACAAUGUCUAGAUUAUACACAAUAUCGUCGUCAUCAAUCGAUGGCUGCUGCAGCCGCUGCUGCUGCUGCUGCAUCGUGUUGUUCUCAUGCGAAUACAACACAGGAAAUUUUUACUGUUAGCGAAUCUGAUGGUGAAGAUGAAACAUCACAAAAAAUUACGAACGAUGUCACAUCAUCAUCAGCUAGUUCAACUGACGAUAACGAUGAGUAUUCGUCACAUAAUCAUCAUGAACGCAAAUUAGCCAAUUGGAUUAUUGAGAAUAAAAUUAUUGAUUAUUUAUUUGGACCAAAUCUUCAUACGGAAUUACUUAAACAAUGUCUAACAAUAUUAAUAUUUCUAGCAUCAAAUAAUCGUCUUACUGUUGAACAUAUUGAUUUAAUAUGGUCUUGUGUAUCAUUAACACAUUGUAGUCGACAUAUAUUAGAUUUAUUAAUGAAUUUAGGACAAAAAAAUUUAAAUAUACAUUUACUUAAUCAUUUAUUACAAUUAAUUGGUCGAAGUGAUCGAUCUCAAUAUACAGAAUCAACAUUAACAUUAAUAAGUAUAUUAACAAAAUCAUAUUGGAGUCAAUUGAUACGUUCAUCGAAUACAAUUAUGCAAAAUAAAAAACAACAAGAAUUAACUAUGAAACAAAAAUUUCAUCAAAGAAAUUCUUUAAAUAUGCAAAAUAUUUUAAGAAAACAAAAAACUUUAAAACGACAACAAAUAUCACCGUUGAAAAGAAUUGAUAGAACAAAAAAUGUCGUAAUGAUUCGGCAUAGAGCUCGAGUACAACAUAAAAACACACCUCAUUUAAUUCGUCAAACAUCGCCUUCAUCUCCUCCUUCAAUGCCACGUUCAAUUGCUGUUAAAAAACAACCAUUACAACAGCAACAACAACCCGUCAAAGUAGGAUCGGUUGAUGAGGAUUCAGCUGAAGAAGUUAUCAUUGUUGGUUCACCUCAACAACCAACAUUGACUGAACAAAAUGUUCUAAAAUUGAUGGCAAAUAAAUGUAAAGAAUUUCCAUCGCAAAACAUUCUUAAAUCAAAUCCAUCAUCUGGAUAUGUUCUACGUCCAGAGAAAAAGACAGAUGAUCCUAACAAUGCGAAUACUGUUGACGAAUGGACUGAUGAUGAAGAUGACGAAGAUGAAGAUGAAAAUAAUGAUGAACAAUUGCGUAAUGCAAGUGCAGCUGUACGACGAACAAUACCAUUCAAUCGAACAGUUGAACCAACAUCAAGUAACGAUGAAGAAGAUGAUGAUGAAUCGGAAACUGAAACACAUCUAAUAUCUCGAGAAGUAUUGAUGCAACAUCGUGAACGAUUUCAACGUGGUACACCUGCUAAUCAAGAAGAGUCUGAUGAUGAUGAAGCAAUGAAUAAUAUGAAUCCAAAUUUAAGUCAGAUGUAUAAACCCGAAGACUUAUCAACACCGACGAAACGUCCAACAUCAGGUUCAGGUUUUAUAAUAAAUAAUUCAAAAACACUUGUUCUUCCUGAUGAUCAAAUGGAUAUUGACGAUGACGAAGAUGAUCAAAAUGAGAUAUUUGAAGAAGAUCUUCGCGGAAUGGUUUUACCAACUGUUGUACAAUCAUCAUUAAAACAACAGAUCAAUCGAAAAGCUAAACAGCAGCAGCAGCAGCAGCAACAGCUUGCAAAAGAAGCUCGCCAACAACAGGACGACGAAGAAAACAAUACAGAUCAUGAAAUAAAUUCAACGAGAAAAAAAUAUCAACAAAAAGUUGGCUCACCUGAAAGUGCUGAAGAUGCAUCUCAAGCUGGAUCAUUACCAUCGGAAAUGGAAACCGAAAUCUAUGAUUGUAGAGAGUCGAUAGGACCAAAGAAAAAACGUCCUCGCCCUAAUAUCGACGAUGGUGAUGAUGACGAUGAAGAUGACGAAGAAGAAGAAGAAGAAGAAGAAGGUGACUUUGGUUCAUCGGUUUCCGAUGUACUCAGUGGAACAGGUUCAGCGAAAAAUAUGGCUGAUUUCGAAGACAUGAGCGAAUCGGAACAACAAACAACAUCGGCACGUCGCAUUCGAAUCAAUCAUCAAUUAUCUGAUAUAGCAUCGUCAACUCCAACUGAUCAACAAACACGAAAACGACAAGACACUGAAACCAAUCUCGGCCAUCAUACAUCGUCGUCUUCAUCAGCGUCAUCGUCAACAGAAUCAACGAAUGGUUCGAGUACCGGUGGUAAUAUUGAUGAUGAUGAAAUAAAUAUUUCGAAUUUAUCUUUACCUGGUCAAACACUCCUGUGGGAUUUAUUGCAAGAUCAAACAAUAAUUAAUUUAACACAUCUACCUGAUAGUUUACUUAAUGAAACUGAACGUUUAUUUAGUCAUGUACUUAGUUCAAUUGAAGAUAAACGUAUAUUAUUACAUUUUAUUCAAGCAUGCUUAGAUAAUUUAAAAAAGUCUACAUCAAGUUUAAUCUCAUUACGUUUGUUACCAAAAUUAUUUUUAAUAUUUCAACAACAUCAACAACGUGCUAAUACACACAUAUUCCUAUUAUUCGAAGAGAAAUAUCAUGUAUUAAAUGCAUUUUUCAACGAUCUAGAACAAUUAACAAAACGUUUACAAGCAAAUACAUCAUUAAUAUCUAUACAUAAUGAAAUAACAGUACGUUUUCAAUUUUUAUCAUUUAUUUUUUCAAUAUCUGCAUCACCAAAAGACUUCAAUCUAACACAAAGUCAAGCUGAUCGAUUGUGGGAUUGUUUAACAGCUGUCACUGGCUCAACAGGAACAAACCGUGAAGAACUUUAUAAUUGGUUAUUAAGUCAAUUGAAAAAUCGAGAUGGUGGACAUGCACUUUCAUUGGAAACAUUCAAACAUCUUCUCACAGAAAAGCUUUUAACUCAAAAACCUGAACAUGUAUGUGGUCAACAAUUAAAUCUAAUUCAAGAAAUUCUUCAGCAAAGUCGUACCAAUUGGGUACAUAUUCUUCAACAGCAACAGCAACAACAAACAUCGUCAACGACAAAUUUAACGCAACAAUACAAUGAUUUUCAAACAUUUGAAUUUCUAAUAUUAAAUUAUGUUAAUGAUGUUGCUAUGCGUGCACUAGAUCAAAAUGUCAGUACAUUAGCAGCACAAACAUUAAAUAGUUAUCAAAUUCAAAAUGAAGAUGGUACACUUGAUCGUGAAGAACCAUUCAUAGCACGUUGUAUGAAUUGUUUAAAUGAAUGUAUAAAUACACUCGAUGAUUUAUCAUCGUUGCGUACAAUUAAUCGUAUAUCAGUUUUACUACGUUCACAUUUAGAAUUAUUUAUGCGACGUUAUUCAUAUGUGAUACGUCUUUAUCAAUAUAUAUCACAAACAAAUAGUACGACUUCAAAUAAUUUAUUUUCAUCAUCGUCACUUAAACCACAUAUUAAACAGUUGACACUACCCGACGAACGUGAAACAAAUAUGCUUAAGCUAAUAUGUAACGCACCGAUAACAAGUGGUGGGACAGAAAAAUAUAUAUUAAAAAUGAGUCCAAAUGAAUUUAUAGGUGAUUUACGUGCAGAAUUAACACGUUGGUAUUGCACAUUGAAACCUCCGAUGACCAAUGUUUUAACGCAAACACUAUUAACUAUUGAAAAGAAUGAUUUAACAACAUUAAAUUCGACUAGUUCAUCAGCAUCGUCAUCGGGAUCAUCGUUCGAUCUUCUUCAUAUGUCGAAUUUACCAUCGAUACGUGUUUUAGCCAAUGGACAAGAAUUGGAUAGAGAUAUUGAUGAUAAAACAUUAAGUGAAUGUAAUAUUAAAGAUAAUCAAACUAUAUUAAUAAAUGCAUCGACAAGAAAUCGAACGAAAGAUUUAUAUAAUAUUGAUGAGCGUCUCCUUAAAAAUUAUAUACCCCACAAAAUGCCAAUGAUGUUACUGUUGAAAUAUAUUGAACAAUUUUUUUCAAUACUUGCACAACUACAAAACUUUAUUGAAACAUCAUCGGAGCAUGCUGAAGCUCGUCUAGCUGUUAGUCGUUUAUGGGAAAUUCUCCUAUUGAUUCCAACGCACAGUGGUAUCUUUCAAAAUUUAUCUCAACUCAAUGAAUUUAAAGAGAAUGAAAACAAUACUGUGCAAUGGGCAAAUUGUUUAAAACGAUCGGAUCCCUUUCGUUUAACAUAUUCAUUACAGAUAAUCGAUAUGCUCAUACGGCGUAUGCCUGCAUAUAAAGAUAUAUUUGUUAGUAAAGGUGGUUUAAAAUAUUUAUAUGAUUUGUUUGUUUCAAAAUCAUUCUUUACUGAGCCCAUUGACCGCUCAUGGUGUUCAGGAUUGCCUGAUGCACUUCUAUAUACGCUUAAAAUACUUUGUUCUUGUCUAUUGAAAAUACCAACACCAUCAAGUCAAUCUUCGGGUCAACAACAACAGCAACCUCCACCGCCAUCAUCAGCGCCGCCAUCAACAAUUCCAACAGCAGCUGAUGAACAACAUUCACCACGUACACCAGUGAAUACAAGAAAAAAAACUCGACGUGAAACAACAACACCAGCAAUAAUGGCUGCAUUAUCAUCAAGUGAUUUAAUCAAUAUUGAUAAUUCAACGUCGACACCCAUCGUUCAUCAGCAAUCACAUUUUCAUAUAUAUGAACCACAUUGGGACAAUGUUGCAUUAACAGAUAAAGAAGUUCUAUUAGAUACUUUGAUUGAUAUACAAUUAUCUAUUGUUACAAAAAGUACACGUUUAUGUUGUCCAGUUGUUUUAUUACAAUUUGCUAAUCGUACAGAUCUAUUGCAUACAUCAAUGAUAUUGUUUAUAACAUUAUGUCAUUCGUAUGAUGAUAUUCGUGCUAAAUUUAUUGAACAUCCAAAAUUAAGUUUAUGGUUAAAAAUUUUAUUACUUGAUGCAUAUGAUUCAAUUCUUAAACGGGAAGCCCAACUGAAUAUUUAUCGAUUGUGCAUAGUUUCAAGUAAUAAUAAUAAUAGUAAUAGUAGCAAUUCUUCAGGUACCAGUGAGGAACUCAGUCUUCAACCGACGGCAGAUUUUCCACCACCACCACCCAUGCCAACUCAACGUACAUGCCCAAUCGAUGAAGAAAAAGCUGCACAAACAUUAACAAUAUCCUCAUCCAUCGAAUCUACUAAUGAACCGGCUGUCGAACGUAUUUGUCUAGUACCAAUUCUUACAAAUCUUCUUGAAUUGAUUCCCUAUGCAUUGAAAUUCACGUCAUCAUCGUCAUCAUCAUCUCAAAAUAAUUUUGAAACAAAUUCAGCGAUAACAUUUCAAACAUUAAAUCUUUCGUCGACGCUAAUGGCCAAAUAUGAUAGUCAUUCAUUGUUUCUCAAUCAAUCAUCACAUGAAUAUUUUCAUUUACUAACCUCAAUAAUCGAUCGUAUGCAUUAUGAUGAAAUCAAACAGAUUAAAAUCAGUAAAAAUAAACUUUGUAAUAUAAAUAAUUCAAAUCAAAUAAUACUAUUCGAUCAUGAAUUAAUUGAAAUAUUAAUCAACUUCAUUCAUGAUCACAUUCCAUAUGAAACUCAACGAGAUAAAUUAAUUGAAGAUGAAGUACUCUAUGGUUUGCUUUGUCUACUGACAUCGAUUGUUAAGCAAUACAAUAAUCUGUAUUUAAAACAAAUUAAUAUCAACAAUAAUCCAUCCUAUAAACAAUUAACAUUCACUUUAAUCGAUCGUGUAUUUAAAUAUCUAUUUGAAUUGCCAACAAGCGAAAAUCGCUUCGUGCCAAAAUGUAAAUCAUUAUUAACACGUGCAAAAUCCUAUGAAUUUCUCAACGAAUUAAUUAAAGUUAAUCAGGAAAAUUUCAUUCAAUUACAAAAGAAACUUCUUGAUCAACAUAAUUCAAUCGACCGUCAACAGCCGUAUAUAUGGGAUUAUUGGCCACGUGAUGAUGGCCGUUCCUAUUCCGGUUAUGUUGGUCUAACAAAUCUAGGUGCAACAUGUUAUGCUGCAACAAGUUUACAACAUUUAUACAUGAUUCCGGAAUUACGUACGGCUAUAUUAAAUACUGAUACGGCCGAUAAACAUGAUUUGAUAUUAUACGAAUUAAAGCGUAUGUUUGCCUAUUUACUCGAGAGCGAACGUCGAUCGUAUAAUCCGAAAAGUUUUUGUAAAGUUUAUACGAUGGACGGUUUACAAUCAUUGAAUACAGGCGAUCAAAAAGAUAUGACGGAAUUUUUUACUGAUUUAAUAACGAAAUUAGAAGAAAUGUCCGAUGAUUUAAAACAGCUUGUACGUGAUUUAUUUUGUGGUAUUCUAACAAAUAUUGUGAUUUCUUUUGAUUGCCCACAUAUAUCGAGAAAAUUAGAAGAAUUUUAUACUGUACGUUGUCAAGUUGCCGAUAUGAAAGAUGUACAUGAAUCAUUAGCAGAAUUAACUGUUAAAGAUACAUUAGAAGGCGAUAAUAUGUAUACAUGUUCGAAAUGUUCGAAAAAAGUUCGAGCUGAAAAACGUGUUUGCUUUAGAAAAUUACCGAAAAUUUUAUGUUUAAAUACAAUGAGAUACACAUUUAAUAUGGUUACAAUGCAACGAGAAAAAGUGAAUACACUAUUUCAAUUUCCAAUGCAAUUGGAUAUGAGUGGUUAUAUGGAAACAAAUUUAAUUGAUAAGAAUAAAUUAAUUGGCGAUGGAAAUCCAGAACAUGAUGAAGAAAAAGACAGUGAAAGUACAAGUAAAUAUCCACCAGCAUCUCCAUCAUCUGGUAAUGAUUCUCAUUUAUUUGAAUUAAUCGGCGUUACAGUUCAUACGGGCACAGCUGAAGGUGGUCAUUAUUAUUCAUUUAUACGCGAACGUGUUAAACGUUCAACAGAUAAUAAUAAUUUUUCAAGCAACUCCGAUCUACUAUUAGAUAAUCAGCAACAAUGUCAACAGCAUCGUUGGUAUUUAUUCAAUGACGCUGAAGUCAAACAGUUUGAUCCAUCACAAAUAGCCAAUGAAUGUUUUGGUGGUGAAAUAACAUCAAAAGGUUAUGAUCAAGGUUCCGAUCGUUUUCUUGAUUUUCAAUUUGAAAAAACACAUUCAGCUUAUAUGUUAUUCUAUGAACGUAUUGAUACACCUUCAACAAUAACAACAACAUCAAAUAUACCAACGUUACAAUUAAAAGAUUCAAUACCCUAUGCAAUACCAAAAGAUAUAUCCGAUUGGAUAUGGGAAGAUAAUCGACGAUUUGUUCGUGACCGACAUUUAUUCGAUCAUCAUUAUUUUACAUUUAUGUGGACACUUUGUCAUCAUCCAGCACCAGUUAAUACAUUAGUAAUAAAACAAGAUGACCAACAAGAACAUAGCGAUAAGAGUGGAUCAAUCACAGAAUCUUAUGAUAUGUUGCCCAUGCAAUUAGCAAUUACAUUUGUUUUUGAAACUUAUAUACAUGCAAAAGAUAAACCAACAAUGACUGGUUGGGUAGAAUAUUUAUGUAAACAAUUUACAGCUUGCAAACCAGUUGCUGUUUGGUUUCUUGCGCAUAUGACACAAGAUGAUACAUGGUUAACUAAAGUACUUGUACGAUGUCCUAAUCAUACGAUACGUCAUAUGUUUGCACGUGUGCUUAUUGAUGUUUUACAUAAAAGUCGUUUUCGUGAUUCAUCAAAUGAAGAUUCUCUUGUUGUACAACAAUUUAUUCGUAAAUAUUUAUUGAUCAUAAGCGAAGGUGGUGCACGUUUAUCAAUACGUUAUAUGUCCGAAUAUUUUGUCUUUCUUCAUGAUUUUGCUCGUAAUGGUAUUGAUGAAUGUUAUCUAUUACUUGAUUGUUUAUGCAUCCAACAAUUAAUUACAUUUUAUAUGUUACAUCGCGGUCGGCAACCCAAACAAUCGUCAUCAAACAAUAACAAUAAUGAUGAUGGUAAUACAAGUUCCGACGAUGAAAAUCAAUCGAGUACAAAUUUAUUAAUGACAACCAACGUCAUUGAUGAUGACAUAAUACCAUUAAAUACAAUACGUUUACCAGCAAAUAAUAAUUUAAAUCGCCCCGGCAUAUUUGAAAAGAUGUUUCCAUUAAUUGCUCUAUUAUUAGAAACUGAACGAACACGUUCGAAUCUUGAAAAUUUCGAUUUACAUUUAUUUGUUGAAAAUGAUUUUGCUUUUAUUCAACAGCAAAUUCUCGAUAAUAUUAAUCUGAAAGCUACAGCACAUAUUAUACAAUUAAUAUGCUAUAAAAAUGAUGUUUAUGCAAAUAAAAUUGUUAAUCUUCUCUCGCAAUGGAUAACCAACUAUAAAAAUGAUAUGAACAGUGUACAAGCAUUAUUUAAAGUUUUAACCUAUUUAAUUGAACAAAAUCCAAAUAAUAUCACAAACGAGAACAAUGAUCAACAACAAGUAUUAUCAACAUUGAAUAUUGAUAAAAAUUGGUGUGAUUUUGCAGCAUUAAUUGUUAUACGCAUCGGAAAAUUAAUUGAUAUUUGUCCAACACAAGUAUUUGAAUGGUUCAAUAAUGUUGUUAAUAAAUCAUCAAUUAUACAUCGUUGGAUUUACAAUAAUAUUAAACAAUGGUUAAAACCAUAUCUAUUAUAUAAUACAUAUACGAAAGUGCGUACACUUAUGGCACAAUUAUUAGUUGCACUGGUGCCAUCAGCAAUAUUUCGGCAAACAUAUAGAACAGGAAAAUACUUUUUAAAUCUAUCGAAACAACAAUUAGCAUCGGCAACACAAACAACGACAACACACGGAACAAUUACGUCUUUAUUAACAUUGAAUCAACAAAUAUCACCUGUUUCAAAUACAACUUCAUUCUCCGCUCUAUUUGAUCAUCUACAAUUUGCGCAAUAUCCAUCGGAUUUUACAACUGAUACCUAUUCAAUACUGCGAACGCUAUUAUCUCAUCUGCUCGAACUUCUCAUUGAAAUUGGUCAUGAUCAAAAUGAAUUACAUAUGAAUGAUAAUCAACAACGUCUUGUUCAAUAUCUAUCUGUUGUAAUUCAUUUUACACGUUAUACACCUGAAAAAUGUACUCUAUCAGAAAGUCACUAUUUACACGCAUUAUGUACAUUAAUUUCGCACCCGAAAUUAACUGAAGAUCAUACAAUAAAUAACGGAAAUAAAUUAUUAAUAUUUAUUUUAUUACAACAAUUGUUAACUGAAAAAAUCUUCUUAACAAAUACAUUAACUUAUGAACAUGAUUUUAAACAGCAAUUGCCCAUGUGUUUAAUUAUUGUUGAUCAUGAAGAUCAAGAAUUAAUAUUAUACAAUCGUUUAUUCUUAUUUAUUUAUUAUAAUAUCUUAAAACAAAUUUGUCAAUAUUCAUGGUUAUACAGUAAAGAAUUGGCAUUACAUAAAAAUAUGUCAUGGGCAUUGAAAAAUGUCUUGCCCUAUGUACAUUUAUAUCCUGAUGCAUGCGAACAAUUAUCAACCAUAUGUAAAAUAAUUUCGCGUGCAAACCGUGAUAAUCUCACGGUGGAUGAUCAACAAUUAAUUAUCGAAUUUAAAAAAGAAUUGUAUUCAUUAAUAUAUCGUUUUAAUGAUAUACGUUCAUCCUGGUCGAUUAUACUUGAUUUAACACGUGAUAUGUGCGAUUUACAAGCUUCACAUGAUGAACGUUUUCAAAUAUUAACUCGACGUGGUUUACCUGUAUUAACAACAAUAUUUUUAACGAUAUUUACUUCAUAUCAUGAUCAAACGCAAACACAAAUUUCAACUAUACAAAAUGAUUUAAUUUAUUUAUUAUGUUUAAUUGCUAAUCUACUCGAUACAGCUGAUAUACAUAUUAAAAAGCCACAAACAAAUUCAACAACAAAUAUGCGUAAUAUUGUCGGGACACAAUGGAAAGAAAAAAUGGAAUUAGUUGCAAAGCUACUUCUAUUACUGAACUCUUAUAAUUCCAGUGAAAUACGCCAACGUGCUUUUGAUCUAUUAAAGAAAGUUAUUGUACAAUUGACGAUACAAGAUUUAACACAGGUUGCAUCCCACAUUAAAACAACACACGAACAAGCUGCUUCACAAUCACAUCCACAACUUGGACCAUAUUUUCCGCGAAGAAAACAACCAAUAAAUAAUUCACAACAACAAGGAACAAUCGACCACAUAGGUAAUCAAUCAGUUCAUACACCAUUUCGGCCGCACUUUGGCAUGUAUUUCAAAACUCAACUGCUUGAAACAUCGAAAGGUCGAGAUUUAGAUUUCGAUCGUGCUGUUCAUGCUUAUUAUUCUCCAUAUCAUUUUUUUAUCGAUUCUCUAGCACGUUAUGCUUAUAAUCAAAAUUCUCUUAGUGGCUCUAUAUUAAAUCUUGUCACACUUGUUGCUUGUGAAGGCGUUCAAAGUAUGCAUUUAUGUUUAUUUGCUAAAUUAUGUCUUGAAAUUUCUAACCAAUCAACAACAAGCGCACAAACUUUAAUUCAUGAUUUACUACAAACAUCAUCAUCGUAUUAUUUUCAUCAUUUUAUUGAAAUUGUUUUAAUUGAUGAACGAAUAUCUUUAUAUCAAAUCGAUAAUUACUCUUUUCUCUAUACGUAUUUACCAAUGAUAUUAAGCAUGAAAAAGUCUUCAGCACCAACAACGCCAACAUCUUCUGCUACCGCAGCAGCAACAGCAGCAAACAUCACAACUGAUUCUAUACAGAUGUUUAUACAACGUCUCGAACAAUUAUUAAAUAAAACCUGUGAACAUUGUUUGCAAUCAAUCUUUAAUGAAUCACAAACAAACUUAGAUUGGUUACAAUCAUAUAAAAAGCUAUUAAAAUCAAUUAAUUACUCUAAUACGCAGAUCAUUGGUGAUGUGAAAGCAUUAGAAAUAUAUUUACAUUGUCAAUUAACAAAUGAUAAAAGUAAAAUACAAACUAUAAUUGAACAAAGUAUUCGAUUUAUUGAACAACAUUUACAAUUGCCAUUAUUAAUUGAUGAUGAACUACAACAGCAGCAGCAGCAGCAGGAAAGUGAAUCAACAACAAUCGUUGAUGAUGAAGCUAAUCCUGUUAAAAGACGACGAUUAGAUGAUAGUAAUUUAGCCAUGGAUAUAACGAAUAAUGAUCCUAAACGUAAAACAAUUGUGGAUACAUUACAAAUUUUGCAAACAUUUUUGACAAAUAUGAAUAAUAUAACUAAUGAAUCAACCACGAUUGAACAAUAA